Colletotrichum acutatum is the source of this 1591-nucleotide messenger RNA. RefSeq names its product mannose-6-phosphate receptor binding domain-containing protein. The record is from RefSeq and is a predicted model, not a curated record. The transcript is spliced from 3 exons. Bases 286 to 1335 code for a protein of 349 amino acids. Lineage: Eukaryota; Fungi; Ascomycota; Sordariomycetes; Glomerellales; Glomerellaceae.
UCGUGGCCAGGCAACUCAUUCUACCUUACUCUGCGCACCUCGAUAAUUCUCAUCCUUCCCCAACGGAAGUGUGUCCACGUGUCGUCAUCGCUACUUCUCGUUGCAUAGCAGAAUCGAUACACCACUCGCUUCUAUUCCGGGUUCUCAGCGACCGACCGACUUCAAUUGACGUCGUAGGGGUCUUCUCGCGCCCACGUCACCCCCGCGUCCCCAGAGGCGCCGACGUUAACGAUUCUUCAUUCCAACUCAUCCUUAACGGCAUUGCACCGAAACAGAGACAGAACCAUGCAUUUCCCACAUUCCUCGACACUUUUUCUCCUUCUCGCAGCUGCGACAGCUCGCGCCGCCGAUGCCGCGACGUCUUCAACGACAACGAGUGCACCAGCAUGUACGGCGGCAUCCAAGAGCGGCAGCGGGGCUUUCUACGACUUGCGGCCGGAUAUCGCCGUCAAGCCGGAGGAGGGCAAGUCGUCAAAGUCAGGCGUCACGAACGAUUAUCAUGCCAGAGGAUGGGACUAUGGUCGCAACUUCACCUUGAACAUUUGCGCGCCAGUCAUUGAGGCACUUGACGACGUAGAAGGUCUGACAAAGAGCGAAUCCAAGAAUGUUAGCGCGUUCUAUGAAUACAAGAAUGAGGUGUACUCCAUUGGGUCAUCAUCCAUGGACAUUCAGACCCGCGGGCGCAUACUCGUCCUGCAAUACAAGAACGGUUCCCCAUGUGGAAAGACAAAAUCGAAACGAUCCAAGGCCCACGACGGGGCUUCCUACAAUAAGUACGCCGAUGAGGAGGAAUCCACGGCUUUGAGCGCCUUUGGCAACACCCAAAAUAAGGUCACUGCCGACAAGGACGACUCAGACUCGACCACACGCCGCAAGUCUGCCACCAUCUCCUUCCACUGCGAUACCGAGCAGGUUGGUGGAGCGGCGCAUAUCUCCUUCGUGGGCUCAGACCCCGAUGACUGCGCGUACUUCUUCGAGGCCCGUUCCCAGCAUGCGUGCCCCAGAGCCGAACCGCAUCAGCCCGGCAGUGUUGGCCCCGGCAGUGUGUUUGCCAUCAUCUUUGUCAUUGCUGUCCUCGUCUACUUCGGAGGCGGCGUGUUCUACCAAAGGACUGUCGCGCAUGCGCGCGGUUGGCGACAGCUUCCCAACUACAGCCUCUGGGCUGGUAUUUGGGGCUUUGUCAGUGACAUGUUCAUUAUCGCGACCUCUUCUUGUGCACAGCUGCUUCCUGGGAGACGCGGAUACAGCCAUCUGUCCGGGUCGCCGAGCAGAGGCCGCAACCGUGAGGAUGAGAACCGACUGAUAGACCAGCUGGAUGAGGAGUGGGACGAUUGAGGUCGCUAGGCGUGGGGUUGUAUCAUAAGCAUUUGAGCAUCAACUUUCCCUUGAUUUACACAGAUUGCGAUUGCGUGUUGGAGCUGCGGGAUUCUUUUCAGGGGAUGUAAGUGAGUCGCAGGCAACCACCCUAGAUACCCCGUGUGAAGACUGCAUAGACGAUUCAUGAUGUUCGCGCAAGUAGGGUGCUGUCUGCUCGAUUUUCUUUUGUGUCACGCAGUGCUGGCUACACUUGGCGGCGCUCGAUUUGGUGCCC